AUGUCGGGCCACUGGACUGUCGAGAAGAAUGCUUCUGGCCCAGUGGCCCGCUACGAACAUGUCGCAGCCUGGGAUGCGGGCCCGGAAAUGGGUCAUAGACUUCUUUGGCUACACGGAGGAUGGGAUGGUCAGAGAGCUUUCAGAGACCUCUGGAAGUUUGACGUGCGAAGUCGAGCAUGGAACUUGGUCAGCAGCGGUAGCGCAGGACCAAGUGAACGCUGGGCACACGUUUGCGCCUGGGACCCGAAGACACGACAACUCUGGGUGCACGGUGGAUGGAAUUCCAGAAGUAACCUCCAGGACCUCUGGAUGUUCCAUGCCGCCACCGAGCGCUGGUUGCACCUCAGUUUGGAUGUCAGUCCUACGGCACGUGACCCGCCGGCAGGUCAUGAUCACGUUGCGGCCUUCGAUGACACCGGUCGAAGCCUGUUGAUUCACGGCGGUGACGCGGCGCUGAAUGGGCCGGGAUGUUGGGACGGCUUUCGCGUCUUUCGCGACCUUUGGACCUUUGACGUCGACGCUCAGCGCUGGAGCCUCCUUGACACGGGGAACAGUGGGCCCUCGGCCCGCCACGACCACGUGGCUGUUUUUGAUCCAACAAAGAGGCGGUUGUGGAUUCAUGGUGGCGGAGUCAUUUCGGAGGAAGGUUUCAACGAUCUCUGGACCUUUGAUGUUCCAAGACUCCAAUGGUCCCAAGUGGCCAGCGGCAGUGGUCCCUCCCGCUGUUGGGGACAUGUGGCGGCAUGGGACGGUACCUUGGCCGGGUUGGACCAAGAGGGCAGCCAUGGAGAAGUUUGGGUCCACGGCGGCUGGUCGAGCGGUGAGCUCUGGAAAUUCAACGUGGCGAACAAUCACUGGAGCCUGCAGGGACGAAGCCCUACACAGAUGUGGGAGCAUGCCACCCCGAUCCUAUGGCUGCAUGGCGGCCGAAACCUGGGGGGCGUCUCCUCGGCGGAGUUGUGGCAAUUUCAAUCGCUAGAAGUGGAGAGCUGUUCUCUUGGAAUGCCAUCUCCUCUUUGCGAACAGGUUCUCUGCCUGAUGCUGGUGGCCUUGAUCAGCUCCUGUGUGACGGAUCGCAUGCUGUGGCAGCGCCUCAGAACUGCACAGCUGGAUGGACGGUGGGCGCCGCCGAAGGACGGAUCCAAGACGAAGCGCAGCACAGCCGAGGUCCAGGUGGGUUUCCUUGGCUUCGUGGCGCACAGCGCUCACCAGAUCUUAGGGCACGUGCAGGCGGCGCAGCUGCGUGUUUUGCCAGCUGACUUGCAGAAGGUCAUUGACUAUGUCCCUUGGCUGUUUCGAUGGUCCCAAUGGUGGAAGUGGUGA
Molecule: messenger RNA, 1323 nt
Organism: Cladocopium goreaui
Lineage: Eukaryota; Dinophyceae; Suessiales; Symbiodiniaceae
Source: the annotation of a GenBank genome assembly